AUGCCGAAGGAAGUCAAGCAGAAGUCUGGCCUCAUCGUUGGCCUUAACGCCGGCCACAAGGUCACCCCUAGGACCCCCGCUCCCAGGAUCUCGAGGAGGAAGGGUUUCCUCUCCAAGCGCACUGCGUUUGUCCGUGAGAUCACCAAGGAGGUUGCCGGGUACGUCAAAGCUCGAACUUUCGCAGAGGGACUGCAGAACAGGUCAUCGAACAGCAUGCUAACUUCACGUGUCUACAGUCUUGCCCCAUACGAGAAGCGCAUCAUCGAAUUGCUCCGUAACUCCAAGGACAAGCGUGCCCGCCGUCUAGCGAAGAAGAGGCUCGGUACCUUCGGUCGCUCAAAGAGAAAGGUCGACGAGAUGACCAAGGUCAUCGCCGAGUCGAGGCGCGCUGGUCACUAA
Alternaria atra is the source of this 399-nucleotide messenger RNA. RefSeq lists its product as uncharacterized. Gene Ontology annotation, cellular component: cytosolic large ribosomal subunit; ribosome. Gene Ontology annotation, molecular function: structural constituent of ribosome. The record is from RefSeq and is a predicted model, not a curated record. The coding region runs from base 1 to 399 and encodes 132 amino acids. Gene Ontology annotation, biological process: cytoplasmic translation. Lineage: Eukaryota; Fungi; Ascomycota; Dothideomycetes; Pleosporales; Pleosporaceae. The transcript has 3 exons.